GAAAAAUCCAAAGAGAAAUACUAAGGAAAAGAACACUUCACAAAAGAAUACUUCAACUUCAGGUGCCUGGUGGCCUGGCAGAGAGCAAACCCUCACAGCAGAAGCUUAGAACCAUUUCUGCUGCUACUUGUGAUGAGUAUUGCCAAAAUACUUGGGAACACCAUGAGUACUGAAGCUUGACAAUCUUGAAGGAAGAACACCUCUAAAGCUCCAGAGUGACUGUCAGGGAGUCUCCACAAUGGAGAAGAGGGAAGGUGGUAAUCAUGCCAUUGAUCAGAAUGCAGGUCAGAACAUCAUGCCAAGAAGAAAUACAGGAAAUCUUAACUACUUGAAUGUGGAUGUGCAGGUUGCCAAUCCAUCAGAAGCAGCUGCACUUUUUGAUUUACAUCAAGCACACCAUUUUGGUGAGUUUGAACGCUCUUCAGAACAGCACUGCAAGCAGGAUCUGUUCCCUAAGUGGCACUUGCCGAUGAAGAUAGCAUCUGUGAUGUCAUUAUUAACAUUUAUUUACACUUCCAUGAGAGAUGUCCUAUAUCCUUUUGUAACCAGAAAGGAAAAUGUUUUCUAUAAAAUUCCAAUCCUUGUCAUAAACAAAGUUUUACCAGUGACUUCAAUUACCCUUCUAGCACUAGUAUAUUUACCAGGAAUAUUAGCUGCUGGUUUCCAGCUAUACUUUGGCACCAAGUAUAAAAGGUUUCCCCAGUGGCUGGAUAGAUGGAUGUUAUCAAGGAAACAAUUUGGACUUCUCAGUUUCUUCUUCGCUACUUUGCACGCCUGCUAUAGCCUGUGCUAUCCAAUGAGAAGAUCAUACAGAUACAAGCUGCUGAACUGGGCAUUCCAGCAGGUCAAACAAAAGAAAGAAAAUGCCUGGAUUGAACAUGAUGUUUGGAGAAUGGAGAUUUAUGUGUCUCUAGGAAUUCUGGGACUUGCUUUGCUGGCCCUGUUGGCAAUAACAUCAAUUCCAUCUGUCAGUCACUCUUUGACCUGGAGAGAGUUCCAUUACAUUCAGAGCAAGAUGGGAUAUUUAGCCCUGCUGCUAUGCACUGUUCAUGCACUGGUGUUUGCCUGGAAUAAGUGGGUUGAUGUUAACCAAUUCAUCUGGUAUACGCCACCUUCAUUUAUGGUUGCAGUUUUUCUUCCUAUUCUAGUUCUGCUUUGUAAAUGCGUACUGCUCCUCCCAUGUUUUAGGAAGAGGAUAAGAAAAAUCAGAAGUGGUUGGGAAGCUAAGACCCAAGUCAAUCAAACCAGCAUAACUUCCAGACUGUGAUCAAAUAUGGACAUUUCCUGUCUAUGUAUGUAAAUAUGCUCAAGGCCAUGAAAUUUUCAUUCAUGAGCUCUGUUUUCACGUUUGCUGUAGAUGUUUCUCACUUUUCGUUUUGACUUCAGGAGUAUGAGAUACUUGAUGCAAUUUUGUCAUUUUCAAAGACAUAAAACAAAAACAUUUAUUUUAAAUGUUAAUCUAUUCAGUGUUUUGGUAUUUGAUUAUUUAUUUCUUCUGACUCCCUGCUUUUAAAAUCCAAGUGUUUCAUUGUCUCAGUCCCAGUUCUUGGUAUGCAAAAGCAAGCAUAAAUCAUUUCUCCAGAUGACCACAGAAAGUGAAAAAAUGAUGACACCGUAGAGCCCAGGAAUGCUUUCUGCUUCGCACGGCCAUGCAUGUCCCUUCAUUAAAUCUCAGAGUUAUAAUGGGACAAAAACUAGAGUAAUUAUCAUCCCAUUGCCUCUUAGCACCUGCAGCCUGUGUUUCAGUCUGCAGAGUGGGGACCUUGGCCUAUGAGCUAGAUAUAAACUGUCUAUUCCUGCCAGGUCUUGAACAUACACAACUGGACAAGCAGAAUGACAGGGAUCUUUACAGGGUAAAUCUCUCCUGAGACUUGGGCACAGUCUAAAAAAAGAAUAUUUAGACUCAGAUCACCAUCUUAUCCAGCACUAGGUGUGUCUCUGUUUACUUGAAACGAUAAAACAUUUCCCAUUUUUUGUUCCAUGAACACAUUCUUUUGUUUCUGAUGCUGGAAAUUUUCCAUGCUUUUGACCUAAGCCUGCAGCCCUUGACAUGUGCUAAACUUUAUUUGCACAAAUUAUUCCAGUGGGAUAACUCCAUCAGGUAAAUGUGGGUUUUUGUUUACUCCAGGGCCAGUACAAUUGUGUGACUGGAAGAAAACCACUAAAAAUAGUAAUUUGAAUCUUGCCAUUGAUUUGGUGAGAUUUUCAUGUUAAUUGGUUUCCAAAUGCAUUUGCUUUUACAGAAAUUUUCCUAAUAACUUUAGUCAGCUCAUUAAAUCCUACUUUCCUUACAUUGCAUAGGUCUGGCUGAAAGUUGUAAAUGAAUAAUACAUUUGUUAGUAUCUGCUUUGAAAUAUGUUAUUCAGUAGUAAAUAUUUUCACUCAACAUCAGGAACAUUUCUGCAAUGGACUGUUGAUGCCACCUACUGCUGGAAUCCUCUGAAUGAGAGCUGUAAUUAGUAAUGGCUCUGGUAUUAAACAGGAAAACAACAUAUGCCUAAAAAAAUGUGUAAUACAUGGUGCUAAUGAAUGUGUUUUCCCUUUCUGGACUUUUACAUGGGUCAUAAAUAACAGACAAAUAGCUACAGGGAUACUACAUUUUAUAUUUUCCUGGUUGUUACCAUUCGAUUAUUGCAGCUUAAAAGUUGGCUUUUUUAAAAUUUGUGCAUAAUGUAAUACUGUGAAAGUAACUGGGGACAUAGUGGCCUGUAUAACAUUGAUUGAAAUCUGUGGCAUUAUGUAUCAAACCAGUAAUGCAUGGCAGAGGCCAAAACCCUACAAUACAGGGAGCUGGGCUGCAAUGUUAAUCUAAGAAGUUUCUAAGAGAGCAGGAAAAGUAUGUUUCUCAGUGCAUUUGCAUUUAUAUUUCCACGAAUGAAAUAAAUGUCUUACAAGUAAUAAGCUCUAUGCACUUGUUACAGAAGGUAGUACAAGAUAGGAUAACUUCAUUGAUUUCAACCAGUUAAUACAGUUUGAAUUGAUAACAUAAAUUACAGGGGCAAACCAAUUUCAAGAUCAUCACAUACUAUCCAAACUGACCUUUUAGGCUCAUCAUUCAGCUGGGGACAUUAAGCACACUUCAGACUUUUCUCUCUAGCAUUGCCCAGAGGUAAACAAAAAAGUGUCUUCUACAACAUGAAAUUUACAUACAGUCUGCAAAAGCUAUUCCAAAAAUUACACAGGACAUCCAAACAUUCAAGCAUGUCUUUCCUACUGAUUGUUUCAAGUAGGAGCCAGGUUUUUUGUGUCACAUCUAGCCAUUUCUCUAGAAGCUACCAUUGCAUGCUUGUAGCCAGAACAUGAGACUUCAUAUUGAGUCUCUUCUCUGCUUUGUAAGGCUUUGGUAAACUACAUCUUAGUAACUCACUUCCCAGUCUGCAGCCUGCUCAGGGAAGUGGCUGACUCACUAUCCCUGGAGGUAUUUAAAAGACAAGUAGAUGUGGUGCUUAGGGACAUGUUUUAGUGGUAAGCUUGGCAGUGUUAGAUUCAUGGUUGGACUCAACGUAAAUGAUUCUGUGUUUUGCUUUUUAGGCAUUCAGGUGCAACAGUAAGGGAGAUCUAUAUAGGGCUAAGAAGAAAAUGCCAUUGACAGUAUUUAAUUUCUUCUCCAUUUGUACCAGGCAGGAUUUUGUUCAAUACUGAUGAACUGAGUUCAUAUGUACUUUUUAAUUUAUGUUU
This is a messenger RNA of Hirundo rustica (Barn swallow), 3678 nucleotides long. RefSeq names its product STEAP family member 1 (gene STEAP1). The record is from RefSeq and is a predicted model, not a curated record. Gene Ontology annotation, cellular component: endosome; plasma membrane. The transcript has 6 exons. Lineage: Eukaryota; Metazoa; Chordata; Aves; Passeriformes; Hirundinidae. The coding region runs from base 239 to 1267 and encodes 342 amino acids.